Molecule: messenger RNA, 1239 nt
Organism: Histoplasma capsulatum G186AR
Lineage: Eukaryota; Fungi; Ascomycota; Eurotiomycetes; Onygenales; Ajellomycetaceae
Product: oxidoreductase
Exons: 3
Coding region: 1-1239 (412 amino acids)
Cellular component (GO): nucleus; cytoplasm
Source: RefSeq, a predicted model, not a curated record
AUGGUGGAAAUCACACGGCUUAAUGCCCAUGAAAAACCACCCGCUGUUCUCCGUCAGUUGUAUAAGCAAUACCGCGGACUCAAACUCUCAGAGAUUGACUCGCACCCUCUGAUUCUAGACCCCCAGCGACAGUCUAACAAUAGCUUUGACAAUGGAUUUCAGAGUGAGGGACAUGUGCCUUGCCAGUCCAUUUCGUCAGCGUUGGACCAGUCGCUACAAUGUCAGAUAUACAAGGACGAAUUGAAAGACAUUCCUGUCUACACACAUCAGGCAAUUCCAGGCCUACGUAUUAUCCCAUCCCUUUUGCCUCCUGCUGUGCAGAUUGAAUUAUUGUCUCGCAUCUUCCACCGUGAUCUAUCAAACGAAAACCACAAGACCAAUAUCCAUCUCCAUUACCACAUGUCAUAUCCUAGUGUACCUAAAACUCCCUUCACCGACACUGCAACAUUCCAGGACGGUUGUAAUUCUUCCUCGCAGAAGAGGGCUUCAUUUUUCCAAGAUAACCCGGCUCGAGAACUAGUCCCAAAGGACCCCUCAGUUCAUCCGCCGUUGUCAAUAGCAUCAUUUCUGGAGAAAAAGCUGCGCUGGAUAACACUUGGAGGGCAAUACAAUUGGACGGACAAAGUGUAUCCUGUUGAAAUACCCCCUCAAUUCCCAGCAGAUAUAGCCAGCCUGCUGCGCAACAUCUUCCCCGAAACAAAACCGGAGGCUGCCAUAGUAAAUCUUUAUUCUCCUGGCGAUACCCUGAGCGUCCAUAGGGAUGUAAGCGAAGAGUGCGACACCGGCUUAAUAAGUAUUAGUUUUGGAUGUGAUGGUCUUUUUAUGGUGGGCCACUUGGAUGGUACUGGUUGUGAAAUUAUCCGACUGCGCUCGGGCGAUGCUGUCUAUAUGUCUGGUCAGGCAAGGUUUGCUUGGCAUGCAGUACCCAAAAUCAUUCCGUCAACUUGUCCGGAAUGGCUGGCAGACUGGCCCGGCAAUGCUGCUCAGUUCGAGCAAUGGCGAGGUUGGAUGUCGAACAAAAGAAUCAAUAUUAACCCAAGUUUUAUCGUUUUCAAAUUGGCCAUAGUGUAUACAAAACGAUUAACACUACUCCAUCUUCCGGAUCGGUCGCUUCAUCUCCCCAGGUCAGCCCUCAAACCUAGUUCCUCGCACGUCAAGCAAGCGCCGAAGGCCGCUCACCAAGCUUUCCUCCCAAAAGGUCUUCAAAACGGCCUACUAGAUAUUCCAAUCCAGCGUUAG